This is a messenger RNA of Durusdinium trenchii, 2262 nucleotides long. NCBI's taxonomy places the organism in Eukaryota, Dinophyceae, Suessiales, Symbiodiniaceae. The record is from the annotation of a GenBank genome assembly.
GAAAUCCUGAAAUCCUAUUUGGAUACACACGCGUUGUGCCGGAUAAAAGAAUGCAUUCUCCGGUAUGCUCUGGGGAAAGGAGGAGCUCGGGGAGCUCUGCGUGUUGGCCAAACGGACGAUUGUGGCCUACAUCCGCAUGGCUGCCACGGUGAUCAUCGCCGUGGUGGUCCGGCUCUGCUUGGAUUGCGUGGGGCUGAUUCUGACGCGGCAAGAUGCGCCGUCGGCGGGCUUUUGGUUUGCGCAUUGCCACAAGGAUGGCACUUGUGUGCUGACGGGUAUCUUGUUGUUCUUCCUCUCCUUGGCGGUUUGUUCUCUCUUCGGCUGGGCCUGUCAGGAUUGGAUCACCGAUCCCCUGCGCAAUCCUUUUGCCAGGAAGUUCUCCUUCUCCAUCAUGGUGGACGCGGCCACCUGGAUCCCCAUCUCGGUGGCCGUGGGCAAGACCAACGCGUUGGUCGAGUGGUUCAUGGACGUGGCGCAGGACAACCUUGCGCAGGUGCUGCCGGCCCCACUUCUCCGCUUGAGCGAUUGGCGGACGCUAGUGUCUUCCUGUCUUGCAGCCUUGCUGACCUUUAGCUGCGCAGUCUUGACCCAUUUGGCCAUGAAAUACUGCAGAGGGGUUGCUGACACCAAAGGAGAAGGUCUCCGUGGCUUUUUGCGAUUUUUCCUGCUGGCGACCAUUACGUGCCUGGGUUGGGCAGUGGCCUGGAGCAACUGGGAGCUAGUGUUGUCCCUCAUGGACGCGCUGGAGCCAGAUCGUCCGGACCACGACCUGACCCUGGUCCGCGUGGUCAUUGCAGUCUGCCUGGUUUUAAGCAUUUGCUUUUACCUCAGGUUUGGGCCUGAGCCCAUUAUCCCGGAUCCCCAACUUCAACAUCUUUGCUACGCUCAGGGCUAUAGUAGCUCUGUCCAGCGAUCUUUUGUGUCCUACAUCGUUUACUCAUGUGUGGUCUGCAUGGUGAUGGUUUGCUGUGAUCCGAACUAUGGCCUGUUGAUUGCACUGGCCAGUUGGGUCUACUCAUCGACGUCAUCCAUGUUUGAUGCACAGGCGCUCUUCGUGCUGUGCAGCCUUGCGGUGCUGGUGACCUUAUUGAGCGCAUUAUGCUCUGCUGGCAUCACUUGGGCAUUCGAGGUGGAUGCACUGACCUCGAUGCGUUUGUCACGCUCGGUAAAUGAUGCAUGUGCAAAGAUGGUCAACCGCAGGAGAUCACAGUUCGGCGAGAUGCUGUCGCAGGUCCAAAAGGCUGGCAGCGAUGCUUGCUUGAUGGAGGCAGAAAUGGAGGACGUCAAGGAGGCUCAUGGCCCACGUUGCCUCUACAAGUCCAUGUCAGAUGAGGAAGCUCUGUCCGAAGUGGAGUCGGAGCGGCAGCUGCGACUGAAUCCGGGUUCCAUCUCCAGCACCAUCUGCGCGUCCGUGCUGGUUUACGAUGUGCUGGGUUUCGUGGUGUGCUUCCAGUGGGGAAUGCUAGUUGUGCGCGGCUACUCAGUGGUCUUUGGCCGGAUUGCUGCAAGGCACACAGCUUUCUACAUAGGGUCUUGCCUGAUCUAUGCUUCUGCUGUGGUGGUUGCAAUCAGCCGCCUCGUAUUUUGUUUGUUCCCUUCGGCGGAGGAGCGCCUGGCUGCGGAGGUGCUACAAGAGACAUCUUCCCGCAGGCUCUCGCUUUGGAGAGACGCCCCACAAGGCUCAGCGGAGUCUUGCCAGGAGCUUAGCCAAAAUCUGACCCCAGAGCCUGGCAACGCUUGAAGCGUUUUCCGCCCACCGGUGGGGAGAAAGACCCUUAAAUCCACAACUCAGUCGUGCCUUGAGAUAGUUAGAAGAAUAGGGGGAUAUCAUUUUGUAGGUGGAUGUAAGAUGAUGUAAGCUGUUUUGGGGGCACAUUACUCAUAGCAUACGUAGCAACAUCACAGACAUGUCUACUAGAGGUGAUGUUCACAUUCUUUCUGCAGGAGCCGUUGUUAUUGCAAGCCAGCGUGCAGCAUGCACAUAGAACACCUCCAUGUGGGCAUGGAGGUGGCUGGUCAUGAAGAUGGUAACACCAAAACUCCUCGUGUACCGGUCUCAGCCACAAGUCACCUGUCAGAGUCAGAAUGCUGUGCCUUUCAUUGCUUUUUCACUCGUCCUUUUUCCCAACAGGCAUGGUUCAUUUCCAGUGUACAGCUGUGCGGAAAGAGCUGGCUUUCCGGGUCACUUGGACCACCAGGUUUGGCGUUUGACGAAGACAUGUUUCAGUCGUCGCAGGCUACCCGUUUGUUGACCGCCCGACA